Dicentrarchus labrax (European seabass) is the source of this 7392-nucleotide messenger RNA. It is a transcript of the gene gask1a, whose product is annotated as golgi associated kinase 1A. Lineage: Eukaryota; Metazoa; Chordata; Actinopteri; Moronidae. The coding region runs from base 361 to 2226 and encodes 621 amino acids. The transcript has 6 exons. Gene Ontology annotation, cellular component: Golgi apparatus. The record is from RefSeq and is a predicted model, not a curated record.
AGGGGCUUUUACUUUGAAAUCAGCUUUCCCAGACGCUCGCGUGGAGCAGCGCGUUCCCCCGGGGGAGGCUGGGCUCGCGACAGCAUGUCGAUCAAUGUUUAGUUUGCAGUGAAGGAAGUGAACGUAUGGUGAUGUGACCUGUACUGUAUGCAACUUUUUAAACAAAGCAAACUGCGUUUAGUUAACUGUGGAGAGGUUUUUCAAAGUAAAGUGACUGAGUGAGUCGCGCGCGGCUGCAACUUCAGGACCACCGGCUGUCCAGUGCUCGUGCGGAGAUCGACCGACCUCGGGACGGAUGUCUCAGCGAUAAAUGACUUUAAAGAGGCUGGAGUGGCAUGCUCUCGAGCGGGGAUAUGAACCAUGGCCUGGCGAGCGUGGUCAAAACUCUGCUGUGGUCACAAAUGGCUGCUCCUUCUCUCCCCCAUCUUCCUCCUCUUCCUCACGAUCUCUGUUAUGACGAUGACUCUCCCUCUUCCUAUGCCGCCCGCCGACAUUGACCGGCGGUCGUCUCGAGCCCUGAGCUCAGCGGGGGAGUUCGGCUCCAGGCCCAGGGUCAUGGAGCUCCCUCCAGUCGCUGCCUCGCAGCAGCUGCUCGCUCACAUCUGGAAAUCCAGCACUCAUAAAGAGACUUCUAAACAUUCAGUGGCACCUAAACCUUUCGGGGAUGCUGCUGGCGAUGACAAAAACAGCAUCAAAGAGAGAAGUCAUGCAGACUUGCGCAGAAAUAAACGCAAAACCAAAAGCAUUGCUUCCAAAAGAAAACAAAUGGCAGGCACCAUCCAGCACUCAACCAGUCAUCAGCGUCCCCAUCUCCCAGAGUUUACAGUCCACAACAAGGGGCCAAAGCAUAGAAUUAAGCCAGGCAACCACAGUGCUGUGGUAGAGCACACUGCACAGGCAUACAUUCAUCUUGAAAGAAGAAAAUACACAGCAGCACAUAUCCCCGCUCCAGCAGAUACCCUAAUAAGUGACAGACGAGCUGCAGACAGACAGGCAGGCAGAUGGGAGGAUAGACAUACAAACAGGAAUGCAGACACACAAAUACAUGGCAGCCAUACAACUGUGAAGCUAGCUGAACAUCACCAGGCUUUGGAAAAACACAGACAGCACUCUGGGAAAUCUGACAAUGUUGGUAAGGAGCAACAGGCUGUGAAAAAGCCCUCCAAGGAUCUCAAAAAACACCAUAAUCUCUCAGACGAUCCCUCUGAAGCGAAGAAGAAUCCUGGGCCAUUGGGCCGUAGAAAGGCUUUGUCCAAAGCUGAGGCAGCCAUAAAGAAAGUUGACAGCGGCUGGUGUCGGAGCUUUACAGAGCAGGACUUCCCAGACAGUGACCACAGGAGGAUCAGGAUUAGUCCAGAUCUCCGUUCUCUCCCUUGGCUCAGCGAGGAUGACAUCCAGAAGAUGGUGCUCCUCUCUGGGGCCAAGCUGGUCAAUAAGGCCAGGGUGCCCGCACAUGGACAGGUUCUCCAGGUGGCGCUGGAUCCUCCUGCACACCAGCAGGAGCAAUCACCAAAGAGGGAUUCAGGUCAGCAUGGACCUGGCCACAGACACCCAGAAACCCACGGUGAACGCUGCCAGCAGGGGCACUGCUCCCUGAUCAAACGCACUGAUGACUGGUUUGAAGUGUUUGCCUUCCACCUGGACAGGGUGCUGGGACUCAACAGAAGUCUCCCUGCGGUGCUGAGGACUUUCCACAGUGAGAUUUUACCGUAUCGAUACAUCAGCGGCACCCCCAGACCUGUAGUGUGGUGGGAUCCAGACAUUCAGCACCUGGCUGAUAGAGACAACGACCAGAACUCAGUACCGCUCAGCUGGGUCCAGUACCAGAAGCUGCUGCAGGUGCACUGUGGGAGAGAAACAGACCUGAGGUCAGCGCCCUGUGUGGGAGUUCACCACUCGGAGUGGGGGAGACUGGCUCUCUUUGACUUCUUAUUACAGGUCAACGACCGGCUGGACCGGUACUGCUGCGGUUUCACACCUGAUCCAACAGAACUCUGCGUGGAGAACCUGCUGCACGGCAAGUGUGGCAACACGAAGGACCUGCUGCUGGUUCACAUCCUGGUGAGGAAGGCAGAUCCCUCCAGACUGGUGUUCAUAGACAACGCUGGCAGGCCACAACAGGCCAAUAACAACCUCAACUUCAGGCUGGUUGAGGGCAUUGAUGAGAAUCUUGGGAAGGUGGAGAGGAUAUCAACAUUUCUACCUGGGUCAUCAACAAGCUUCUGAAAGGUCUCUCUCCUCUUGUGCCGGUCCAGGUCACACAGACAACCAGGUACAACACGCUGCGGCGCGUUUUUGUGAGCUUGCAUGUGAAGUGUUGUUAGACAGUCAUUGAAGUUGGAAUGGUUUAAGUUAGUGACUAACGGUAAGCUAGUCAGUCCGGACAACAAACUAGGCUUUGUAAAUAAAUUCUCUGUAGAUUUAUUGUUCGUACUCCAACCGACAAAGUGCAACGCGUUUCUUCUGUGGGCGGAGUUUAAUUCCAUCUACACCAGAGAGGGUUUGCUCACACUGAUGUUAGCAACUCUGUGAAAUAACUCCAACACUGAACAACAUUUAACUCAGAAAGUGUUAAAAUGUUUAACCCUGAAAUUCCAACACUUCAAUUAUUGCUGGAUACAGUCAGAAGGCUCCCUUGUUUGGGCAUUCACUGUAGAGCCACGUUCAGCCACUGGGGCUCCCUCAAUACAUUCAUCUUUAAUGGAGCCCUGGUGAAGCUCCUGAUGGCGUGGGAUGUCUUCUUUGUCUCCUCACACAGUGCAGCUCAGCAGCAGUGCACUCACUGUUGCCACUGGUGGCAGUAAGAUGUAUUGCAGGAAAACUACAGACCACUGAUUCCCAACCAGGGGUUCUUGUAGCCCAGUGGGUACCUGUAGCCCAGUGGGUACCUGUAGCUCAGUGGGUAGCCCAGUGGGUACUUGUAGCCCAGUGGGUACCUGUAGCUCAGUGGGUAGCCCAGUGGGUACCUGUAGCCCAGUGGGUACCUAUAGCCCAGUGGGUAGCACCGUGGGUACCUGUAGCUCAGUGGGUAGCCCAGUGGGUACCUGUAGCCCAGUGGGUACUUGUAGCCCAGUGGGUAGCCCAGUGGGUACCUGUAGCCCAGUGGGUACUUGUAGCCCAGUGGGUACUUGUAGCUCAGUGGGUAGCCCAGUGGGUACCUGUAGCCCAGUGGGUACCUGUAGCUCAGUGGGUACCUGUAGCCCAGUGGGUACCUGUAGCUCAGUGGGUACCUGUAGCUCAGUGGGUAGCCCAGUGGGUACCUGUAGCUCAGUGGGUACCUGUAGCUCAGUGGGUACCUGUAGCUCAGUGGGUACUGCGGGUGCCGUAUUGGAGAGAUUGCAGAGUAGCUCAACUAAUUUGAAACAAAACUGACUGAAUGUUUUUAUUAAAAAAAAUACAUCCACAUUUUGAGCUAUAAUUAAUUUAGGUGUUAUUACAAUUAAGAGUGUGUGGUAGCUAAUUUGCAAGCAAGCAGAGGAGAUGAAACCGUUAUCUAAAAGUCAUGGAUACACGGUUGCAACGUGCAGCUUUUGCCACUCCAUGUGACUGUAGCACAAUGCCAACUCGACCACACUAAACAAAACAGUUCGAGUUCAACUGCAUAGAAAUAUUGUAAUAUCCACUUUUAUAUCCACUUUAAUAUGAUUAGUAGUUAAAUAACAUCCAGUUUGAAAUGAAUUGUUGAUGAAGGGGUACUUGAGAAAGACAGCUGGACCACAAAAUCACCAGAUCACACAGGAAGUAGUGGCAGCUACAGGGAGAGCUUGGCAUAGCUGCUGCUAGCAUCAGUUCUAUCAGCACUGGAGAGUAUUUCUUGGAAAGUAGAGCAAAAAACAGCACUGAAGACUUUUCUUGAUGGAAAAGUUGUUUUCUUCUCCCGACUGACUUCAGCAAGAGUUUGACUACGUAUGGUUCAUUGAUCUGAUUGGUUGAACUUUGGUUGAACUGAUAGUGACAGUGACAGAAGAUAGUAUUUUUUGAAAGUGCCUGCCCUUCUCCCAACAGUUUCCAAUGACAACUUCCUACAUGGUCCUGUGUAACAAACCAUCUGCCGCAGUCAGGUUAUUGCUUGAGAUCAUUUUUGUUAUUUUUCACCUGAUUGAUGUAUUUUCCACAUUAUAAUACUGUCUUCUCACCUGGUACUUUUAACAUUCUUCCCUUAAUAAAUAAUAAUAAAUGUUAAGUCCUGAGUGACUGCACUGUCUGGUUUUCAGCAGAUAGCUGUCAGGGUUAGGUGACAACACAUUUGAGGUGCAAAAUCUGAAGAUGCAAUUGUGAUUGAAAUCAUGUUGGUUCUUACUACAUACUGCACUUUUAUGAUGUAAAUGAUGGAAGUGAAACUGCAGAAUACAACUCACUUCAUCUAGAUAUGAACCCCAGUCCCCCUCUCCCCAAUUACUGCUCCAUUCAUGCAUCACACUUUCAGUCGUAGUGAUGACUGCUGCAGGCCGCCAGCCAUUAAAAGAAUAUUUACACACUUUCUGCUCUUGCCCAUCAGCUAAUAAUGAUGUUCUCACAGCAGGUGACAAUGAGCCAUAAAUAAAGGCUGUAGAAGAGAGCUCAGCUGCUCAACUUCCAACCAUGGAAGCAGGGAAAGUGGAUGAGAGAUAGGUCAGUGCCUGGAGCCUCUGCUGUUCUCUCAUUUCUCUUCCCUUUCUCUUGUCUUAUCUAUUCCUCUUUCAGCCAUUCUAAGCUCCACGUUUAGAGCACUAAAUCCUGAUUUUGAAUAUGGCAGCUCUCCUGUCAGGGUCUGAGUAUUUGAGAAUGUGAUAGGGCACUUGCUAACAAGCUUUGAUUAGCAGGCUUUAACGGGAUCUGUGCUUAUCUGGCUACUACAGUCCUGUCUGUUCCACAGUGAACACCUUUUAGACAAAUGAAAGAGCGGGAGGGGAACACUGGGAAGUUGACACAUGUUGCUCAGAUCUAGUGACACAGUUCCUCUUGUGUAUUCAGAACAUCUGUUAUGCUCACAGUUCUCGCCUUGAUCACAAACCUUUUUUAUAGCCACACUGACUCCUAUUGGCUGUGGCAAUGCCUGACCAAUUACUGUAUGGACUGUCAUGAAAUUUGUUACAGAUAUCCACGAUGCUCAGAAGAGGGGCAAGAACUGAAUGCUCCAUGUCUACAGCCAUUACUAUUUUCAGUUAAGCUAGUUAGCCACAUAUUUAACCCAACAGUUCCACUGAUGACAAUAAUAAUCAACAUUAAUAUUCAGGGAAUAUACAUAUAGCUGUGACGACCCUCUGAGCAGGUCUCUCCCUCACAGAGCCUGGUGGGUAGAGUCGGGUAAUCAGCCAGAUUAAGUUCACCUGGUCUGGUGGCUGGACUAUAUAGGCUGGAGGUGGGUUGUGAGAUAGCUAUAUAUCAUUAUAAUUCAAUUUCCAUGGAGAAAACAAAUGUGAACAGAACAGAAAUCAUAUUGGAGUGUUUACAAAUGCAUAGGUUAGAAAUCAGACAUUCAAAUUUUAAUUAAACAACAGCCAAUCAAAAAUGUCCAACAAUAAGAUAUCAUUAAUUGUUCCAAUGAAAGACAGGAGCUGUGUAUAGAGGGCCUGUAGGAAUUCCCGCUCAACUACUGGGGAUAUGUUUUUGGUAAGGUAAGAAGAAUCAGACGAGAUAUAAUGGGCGCACAUUCGAAAAGGGUUGAACCACCCAGGAACAUCAAAGUUCAGGAGGUGCUUAACGUGGAUUUUCAUGUUGGCUUUAAAUAUGGCGUUAUUUUAGCAGAUCUUUUGACAGUUUUUUCAUUCAAGCAACUUAAAUCGUUUUAUUCAUAGAACUAAAGAUGUUUAAGACUUUAAAGUUUAUGAUGAGACAAAACCGCUGCAGAACAGUUGCAGUGGUGAAGAAUGUUUGAGAAUUGUUUAUUAUGACUGUACAGUUUGUGUAAUUAUGUGAAACAUAGUGUGCAGUAAAUAAUAAUAAAACAAUAAUAACUGAAUUGAUGUUAGACAAUAAGUUGGUUUCACCCCUUCUAAAUGUGUAACCACGGCAAUAUCACUGCGUUCACGGUGUAUCCGUGAACGCAGAAAUGUAAGAGAAAUGAAUGCUUUCAAGAGGAGGAAAGUCAUCCAUGGGUUAUAGACUGUGUUCCAAAUGAUUAUGCAAAUAUGAUUUCAAUUAAAAAAACAUUAGAUUUUUUGUUUUUCAAUGAAAGUUUUCAAUUGUGCUGCUUCCCAUGUCUGUUUAGAUCACUGACAUCAAUCUCAGACAGGUCUGUCUUUAUUAGUUUGCCAGAUGUGCCUAAUUAAUGGGAAACUACUUAAGGAUGUUGUUCCACAUUAUUAAGCAAGUCACAGGUUUCAUGCAAUAUGGGGGAAAAAAAGAUCUUUCUGCAGAUGAAAAGUAUGAAAUAGUGCAUUUAAAUAGGUAUGAAACCACUGGAUAUUUUCCGAAAUAUUAAGAGAGAUCAUCGUCCUAUGAAAAGAUUUGUGUCUGAUUCAGAGCGCAGACGGGUUCGUUCAGAUAAAGGCGUGUUAAGGAAAGUUUCUGUAAGGCAAAUUCAUAGUAUUAAGUGAGCAGCUGUGAAAAAGCCACUGAUGGGUAGUAAAAAAGGUAUCUGUAGUUGUUGGCGACCGAAAUACACCUUUAUGUACAUCAGCAAGCCUCUGGAGUCCCAAGAUCCAAGCUGUGUUUCGGCCACCCUUAAACAAUGCCCACAAGGAGACAUGAUUGCAGUGGGCUAAGACUAAUUGUCUAACAGUUUUAUUCACUGAUGUAUGCCGUGCUCCACUGGAUGGUCCAGAUGGAUGGAGUUCUGGAUGGCCACCAUGUCCCAACAAGGCUGUGACGUCAGCAAGGAGGUGGUGAAGGGAUGUUUUGGGCUGGAAUCAUGGGAAGUGAGCUGGUACGCCCAUUUAAGGUGCCUGAGGGUGUCAAAAUGACCUCUGCAAAAUAUGUGGAGUUCCUAACUGCCCAUUUCCUGCCAUGGUAUAAAAAGAAGAACCAUGCCUUCCGGAGUAAAAUCAUUUUCAUGUAAGACAACGCACCAUCCCAUUGUUGCAACAAAUACCAUUGAGGCCUAGGCUGCUAUGGGCAUUAAGGGAGAAAGAAUCACGGUGUGGCCACCAUCAUCUCAGCCUCAACAGCGGCUCUGGGAGGCAACUCGGGCAUCCUCAAAGGAAAUACAGGCAGAAACUGUACAUGGACUUACAAGUUCAAUGGAUGAGAGAGUUGUUAAUGUGGUAUCAAAGAAGGGCUCCUAUGUUAAUAUGUAACUCGAUCUUUAAAGAUGUUUUUGAUUUAAAUAGCUUUAAUUUGAGAAAAAUGAUCCCCUCUAAUGCAAAAAAUACAACAGAUUUCGGUUUUCAAUCCUUUAGAAACUAUUACCGUUUUGUUGAACAUGUUUUUAGAAAAUAUGAAAUAAAAUAAAAUCUAUUUAUAUAUCCAGCA